AUGGGGGUUCGGGAGUUCAACGACAUUGUCAAUGUUCCUUUCUCAUCAGAAGCUUUUGUUGCGGGCGUGUUGGCAUAUUUCCUGGACAACACACUGCACAAGAAGGAUGGUGCAAUAAGGAAAGACAGAGGUAAGCAUUGGUGGGACAAGUUCCGGUCCUUCAAGACAGAUACAAGAAGUGAGGAAUUCUACUCCUUGCCUUUCAAUCUGAACAAAUAUUUCCCAUCUGUAUGAUUUGUGCAUCACUGAGAUAGAAGGUGGCCUUACUAUAUUCAGCUCCCUCAGUCACUUGGAAAUUCUAUUUGUGGGGCCGAAUUAGUCCACCGGUGUCCUUUCACUUGUGUAUCCUAAUACAUGCUAAAGACGUAGAAGUCAGUCUGGUGAAUUAAAAAAUGCUUAGGGCAUUGGUUUAAUACGUUUCGUGAUGUAAAUCUAAUGAGUUACGUGGAUUUGGAGUAGCAACAAAGCAAGUUUGCUACUUUCAACGCUGUUUUUUGUCCAGAAUUUUGCUGUACAAUUUUAUUCCCUGCAUCUACAAGUUAUAAUUAUGAGAACACCUGCAACUCUAAUUGGUAUACUGAGUAAUUUCCUUCUCGGGUAUGUAGAGUACUCUCUUUUUUUCGGAUGAUCUAGGGCUUCUUGUUCUUUGAGUUAAUGGAUUUUGUGACCCUGUUUAUCCCAGAUAGCAGAUUAUGUUGCGUAAUGUAAAUUACUGGGCUGACCAUUUCAAU
Ilex paraguariensis (yerba mate) is the source of this 731-nucleotide messenger RNA. The record is from the annotation of a GenBank genome assembly. Lineage: Eukaryota; Viridiplantae; Streptophyta; Magnoliopsida; Aquifoliales; Aquifoliaceae.